This is a messenger RNA of Gaeumannomyces tritici R3-111a-1, 1090 nucleotides long. RefSeq lists its product as hypothetical. Lineage: Eukaryota; Fungi; Ascomycota; Sordariomycetes; Magnaporthales; Magnaporthaceae. The coding region runs from base 270 to 917 and encodes 215 amino acids. The transcript has a single exon. The record is from RefSeq and is a predicted model, not a curated record.
GUCCCCAUGUCUUGCUGUCAACGCCCCAAAGUCUGUCGUGCCGGCAUCCCGAGAAAACAAACCUUGGCGAUAUAAUUAGAAGCAGCACUUGCAAACGGCCUCUAGAGAAAAUAUCAUAAAUACAUUGACACCAGUAUCAUCAUGCCACUUUCUCUUUCUUCAUCUUCAUCUCCAUCUCCAUCUCCAUCGCCUUGAUCACAUCUUCCCAUCCUCUCACCGUAUCAUUCUCUCCUCUUGUAUCCAUCCACCUCGGACCAGCAAACCACAAAAUGCAACCCUCCUCCUCCCUAGUAGUCCAGGCUCUUCUGGCCGCCCUCGUCGUCACCGAGGUGGCCGCCGCGCCCAUUACCCAGCGCGAGGUCGGUUACAACGAAUCACCAAUCGUCGAAAAGCGGAAGAACCCGCUGUACGAAACUGGCGUUGGUGGGAAGCCGGCCCCCAAGCCCUCGAUUGUAAAUGUCGGCAAGAUCAAGCCCGUUGCGCCCAUCAGCACCACGCCCAAAAAGCCCAUUACUCCGGUUACUAAGGGCAAGCGCGAGGUCGGCCACAACGAAUUACCAAUCGUCGAGAAGCGGAAGAACCCGAUGUACGAGACUGGCGUUGGUGGGAAGCCGGCCCCCAAGCCAUCGAUUGUAAAUGUCGGCAAAAUCAAGCCCGUUGCGCCCAUCAGCACCACGCCCAAAAAGCCCAUUACUCCGGUUAAGGGUAAGGGCAAGCGCGAGGUCGGUCACGACGAGUCACCAAUCGUCGAGAAGCGGAAGAACCCGAUGUACGAGACUGGCGUUGGUGGGAAGCCGGCCCCCAAGCCCUCGAUUGUAAAUGUCGGCAAGAUCAAGCCCGUUGCGCCCAUCAGCACCACGCCCAAGAAGCCCAUUACUCCGGUUAAGGGUAAGGGCAAGCGCGAGGAGCACGCUUAGAUUUAAGCAAAGCACCUGGUCGCUCACUUGCUGACAUCCUUUCCCUCGCGGUAUCAUUGUUUUUCUGCCUUUCUCGUUUUCUCCCGUGUCCACUAGAUACCCCUUUUCUCUUUGUACUCUCACAAUCCUGGUAUCAUUCCCUUUUGCGUUGUUCUUUGCUUCCUCGGCGUCUG